AUGUUAAGAUUAGAAAAUUUUUGGGAAGAUGAAUGUCAACAACCAUUGUUGCGUUUGGAUCGUGGUUUCAUCAAAGAAGAAGGUGUCGAUAAGAUUAUAGAGAGAAUGGGAAAAUGGAGAGAACUCAUUGGAAUUAAAGACAGUGAAAUUACACCAGUUGUCUAUGGAACUGAAGAACCACAACGUAUCUUUGUUCUCGAUGCCGAAAGAACAUUCCAAAACAUUGAUAGUAAAGCAAAAUUAGUUAGAAUCUUAAACUAUUUAAAUAAACAAUUUGGAGAUUAUCAACAAGGUCUUUCAUAUGUAGCUAGCUUUUUGAUGCUGGGUAUGGACGAGCAUCAAGCAAUUGUAACACUUGAAGAGAUCAAUAAAAUGUUGCCAGGCUAUUGGAAGCAUGAAGCAACCAAUUUCGGUAUUGAAGCAUUUACAUUCUAUCAUAUAUUGGGUGAUUUCCAUCCAGAGGUGAAGGCACAUCUCACCAAGCACUUGAUUGACCCAGCAACUUUUUGUCAACGUUGGUUCUCGGGAUUGUGUGUCCACUGUCUGCCAUUCCGUCAAUUGUUCCGUUUCUACGACCAGUUCUUUGAGAACGGUCGUGAGUUCUUGUUGCGCUUCGGUAUCUCGCUGAUGGGUGUCUUCUCGAAACAGCUCUUGGCAGCAAACAGUUACAAUCAGUUGUACAGUCUCUUGGUGUUGGACUACAAGGUUGUAGAGAUCAGCGAGGACCAAUACAACGCUAUUUUCGACGAAGCAUCAAACUAUGACAUCUCCAAGUACGAUCUACCAACCAUUCGCCAGGAGCAGUUUGAUAAACACUUGAAAGCACGUUUCGAAUCAUCGGCAAAGGCACUUCAAGAGGUUGAAGCGAUCGACGACUGUCAAUGGUGUCUCGACAACCUUCCAGAACUCUAUUGUAUCGAUUGUGCUGUUGUCAUCUGCCAAGACUGUGUAGACGACGGUAAAGGUGACGAACACAAUCACACAGACGAACAUAAAGUCAUCACACUCGAAGAAUAUGAAGAUCGUCAAGCAGAACUCAAAAAGAAAAAGACCGACGAUGAUAUCACAGCUAAAUUGUCAAACUUAUCAAUUUAA
Molecule: messenger RNA, 1095 nt
Organism: Heterostelium album PN500
Lineage: Eukaryota; Evosea; Eumycetozoa; Acytosteliales; Acytosteliaceae
Product: RabGAP/TBC domain-containing protein
Exons: 3
Coding region: 1-1095 (364 amino acids)
Molecular function (GO): zinc ion binding
Source: RefSeq, a predicted model, not a curated record